AUGAGGAUUAUCUCCUGUCAGUCUACCCUUGUGGCUGUAGUUGUGGUUACACUCACUGUGGUGUCCUGCGCUGAAGCUAAGACUACACAGAAGCCAAAGUACCAGUACACCAAGAAACCCGUCCCUCAGAUCACCGUGCACAGCCCUGUGACCACCAGCAUGCCCAAGACUCUCAAGAUAGUGCCGAGCGCAAAUCCUGUGGAGCCCCAUCCGCUCCCCACCACAGUGAGGGCCACCUAUCCAAAUCAGGUCCCUCCACAGUACUACACAGACACCACCGAGCCCCCCGGUGCUGGCCCUGAGAAUUACACUCUAGAUUACAACGAGUGCUAUUUCAACUUCUGCGAGUGCUGUCCACCUGAGAGAGGCCCCAGGGGGCCAAAGGGAGACAGAGGCAUGGCAGGGCCACCUGGUGAAAGAGGCCUUACAGGAGCAGCUGGUUUACCUGGACCACCGGGAGUGAGUGGUCCUAUGGGGUUAAGAGGAGACAGAGGGGAUAGAGGUGACAGAGGAAGCAGUGGGCCAGGUGGGCCAUCAGGAGUCCCAGGGAAACCAGGACAAAAAGGUGAUGUUGGCUCAAAAGGUGAGAAAGGUGAGAUAGGGUCGCAAGGUGUCAAAGGUGAUAGUGGGGUGAAAGGGGAACCUGGCCAGAAUGGGACUGCUGGUGAGAAAGGAGAACCGGGAAAAGAGGGCCCAGCUGGACCUCCAGGAGUGGCUGUUGAGAUAGGUCCUAAAGGAGACAAGGGGGAUAAGGGGGAGUGUGGCACGUUCGGGGAGAGAGGACAGAAAGGUGAGCGAGGGGACACCGGGUCCCCUGGCAUUCCAGGAGCGAUGGGCAUUCCAGGAAUGAAUGGCAAGCAUGGUGCCCCAGGUCCUGUAGGCCUCCGAGGGGAUCAGGGACCUGCUGGACCACCAGGAGAACCAGGGUUUACAGGACCUCAGGGACCACAAGGCAUAAGAGGGAUGCUUGGGCCAAAAGGGGACAGAGGUUACCCUGGGAUGAGAGGUGAGCGGGGCAUUCGUGGAUUCAAAGGAGCUAAGGGAUCAGGGGUUCCCCAGAAACGCUCAGCCUUCAGUGUAGGUAUCUCUCCAAGAAAGUCCUUCCCUCCCUCUGGCUUCCCAAUCCGCUUUGACAAAGUGUUCUACAAUGAAGAGAACCACUUCAAUGUCACUUCCAGUAGCUUUACAUGCAUCCACGCUGGGGUUUAUGUCUUCUCCUACCACAUCACCGUACGCAAUCAGCCACUGCGAGCCACGCUGGUAGUGAACGGUUCACGACGGGUAAGGACGCGGGACUCUCUGUACGGUCAAGACAUCGACCAGGCGUCUACUCUGGUGGUGCUGCAGCUGGCAGCGGGUGAUCAGGUGUGGAUGGAAACGCUCAGAGACUGGAAUGGCGUGUAUGCCAGCAAUGAGGAUGACAGCAUCUUCUCUGGAUUCCUGCUUUACUCAGACACGGUCUGA
Messenger RNA from Perca flavescens (yellow perch), 1464 nucleotides. RefSeq names its product otolin 1b (gene otol1b). The record is from RefSeq and is a predicted model, not a curated record. Gene Ontology annotation, molecular function: protein binding. NCBI's taxonomy places the organism in Eukaryota, Metazoa, Chordata, Actinopteri, Perciformes, Percidae. Bases 1 to 1464 code for a protein of 487 amino acids. The transcript has 4 exons.